This is a messenger RNA of Theobroma cacao (cacao), 1261 nucleotides long. RefSeq lists its product as uncharacterized. The record is from RefSeq and is a predicted model, not a curated record. NCBI's taxonomy places the organism in Eukaryota, Viridiplantae, Streptophyta, Magnoliopsida, Malvales, Malvaceae.
GGAAACGUGGCAGCCUACAGUAAGGUGGUGCAUGUCAGAAGGAAACGUGGCUAGAGAGGGAAGUUUCUGGCUGUAUCAACUUCGAAGGGUGUCGUCUUGCUCUUCCCAAUCCGGAAAGUUUUCUCAUUGGAUUUCUAGCAGCACGGUUUCUUUCCUUUUUAAGACAACAGACAAAAGUAGCGGUGACUUUGCUUCAUUCUGGUCAGUGCUGAGUGGUAGGAGACGACAGAGAAGAAUGAAAUGGGACAAGGCCGAGAACACAAGACCAGAGAUGAUGCCCAAGUUGAGAUUCAGGAAAGAGGGGAAAUAUUCUUCUUCUAUAGGCCUAAAGUCAACAAGCCGGAAGCUCACAGAGUUGACGAUGCGCAGCGGUUGUACAUUGUCUUGCGCCCAGAGUCCGGUGAGAGACUUGUUGAAGAGAAGCAAGACCCCCAGUCUGGCGAGGAGGGUGCCAAGGAGAAAUCAAAUCAAGGUCAAAGUGGGUCGGGCAAGAAUGAAUAUGAAGGUGGAAAAGGUAGACAGGAAGUAAAUAUUGAAAAGGAACCACUGUUAAGGUUCAUUGUUAUGGGACGAAAAAGUCUUCCGGAUCCAAGCAAGAAGUCUCAACCUUUCUGGGGUUUUGUUGAAUUGGUGACUACGAAGAUAGAAGAUGUGAAAAGUGCUAUGAAAGGAGAGGAAUAUGAUACUUCAACAAGAGGCCACCGACGUAAUUUUCCUGCGAGAGCGGUGGGAGAAGGCGUUUACCGCAUUCUGAGGCACAAUUCAGGGAAGAAGAAAAUGCACACUCAUCUGAUCUACGAAAUUGAAUUCCCUCCAGAAGAUGAAGAGAAUGAGCCCCAAGAAUCACUCAACAUUAAGCGUGAAGGCUCAUUCGUGAUACAAAUCAAGAAUCCGGAACAACCUGGCAAGUCCCAAUUCAGGGGACUUCAAAAGAAACGCAAGGCAGCCUUCCCUGCUCACCUGCAAGGACAGUUGGGGCAAAACAGGUAUCAUCCAGCUGAUCCACCUGACUUUUUGAACUAUGAAGGAUGUGAAUUCCCUGAUAUCGACGAGGAGUUGGGUUUGGAACUUGAGACCGAAGGGGAAGCAGAUCCAUCUUGUUCAGAUUUGGUCAGGACUCUCGGGGAGACUGCAUCUACAACUCCCCUUUUCAAGGGCAUUUGGGCUUGAAUGAUACGUGGGCAAUAGUUAACAAUGACAUUUUGUUUUCAAUUGUUUUUGAAUUCUUCAUUGUCAAAUAUAAAAAAUGUAUUAGUUUACC